Tetrahymena thermophila SB210 is the source of this 7073-nucleotide messenger RNA. RefSeq names its product transmembrane protein, putative. NCBI's taxonomy places the organism in Eukaryota, Ciliophora, Oligohymenophorea, Hymenostomatida, Tetrahymenidae. The record is from RefSeq and is a predicted model, not a curated record. The transcript is spliced from 7 exons.
AAUUACUUAUAAAGAAUUUAAACAAAGAGAGAACUUAGAAAGAAUGUAGAAUAAAACUUCUAAAUUUAGUUCCUAAGAAAAUAAUAAAAAAGUUAGUUUAAGUGAUAAAGUAUUAUAGUUUUUAUAGGGUAAAUUGAUCAGCAUAUUGCAUGGAUUUUAAAGAAAUAGGAUAUUUUCGAUUAUUUACCUCACUAUUUAUUUUAUUUAAGUUGUUAGCUUAAGCUUUAAUUCAGCUUUUUUAACUGAUUAUGCCUCUUAGAAUAAUUCAUUUAACAAGGAUAAGCUUUUUGAAAAUGACUAAAAGGGAAAAUAAAAUUUAGAAGGAUAAAUAAAUUUAAAAAGUGCUGAUAUUAGUGUGCAUUACUAUAUUUAUAAAAUUGUUAAGUACAGCCGUAUUUAUCCUUUGUUCUAUGAUAUUUUUAGCUAGUACUAGAGUUAAAUCUAAUUAGCUAUAAUCUGCAUUUUUAUAAGCAUAAAUACACUACUUAUACUUCAUAUUAUAAGAAAAAUGAUACUUUAUUUAAUCGAAUUCAGUAGAUUAGAAUAUAAUAAAUAGUCGAUUGAUUUAAACCAAAAAGAUUUAAGGAAAUAUGAAAUAGAUGAAGACUUAGUUUUGUAGAUUUUGCACUUUUUUGAUACAUUUGAUAGCUUUUACAUGGCUAUAUUUGGAUUUUAUAGAUAUGUGUUUAUGAUUCCUAAUUUGCUUAUUUCGAUAUCUUACUUGGUGCAAACAGAUACAAAUCUAGCAGGAUAGAUUUUAGCCGCAUUAAAUCUAGGGUUAGCUGCAUUGGUGACUUUAGUUGUUUCAUUCUACGAUUUUGAUAUUAGCUUUUAUAAAAAUAAUUAAAGCUAAAUUGAAAAAGAAGAUUUCCUCUCUAGAAAAAUAUCAUUUUCUUCGAUUCUAAGCAUUUUUGGAGACAUAACAAAAUGCGGAGUAGUAUCAAUAAGUUUGAGUGUAAAUUAAUACUUGAUAGUUUGUAUCAUUUCUGUCAUUUUUACUUGCUUUGAAUAUGCAGAAUUUAUUAUAAGCUUUAUUUAUUUAAGAAAUAGUAUAGCAAAAAUAAACUUCACUUAUCUAAAUCUACUAACUAUAAUCAAUCUUAUUAUUAUCUUGUUUGGAUUUACAGAUAUAAAAAAUGAUACAAGCUUCAUAUUGAUUAUAGCCUUAUUUUUACCAAUAGUCAUAGUAUUUUCUUGUUUUAUUUUUCAAUUUUUAGAACAAAGAAUAUUAAAUUGGUCGGUAGAAACAGCCACUAGAGAUGUUACAAAUUUAGAUAUUUAUUCACGCACUGUUUAGUUUUACUCACAGAAUAUAGAUAUGAAAAAGUAUCUUUACUCUUAUUCAGGCUUAACAUUUGAAAGCAUAGCUACAAGACAUUUAGAUUCUUGUAAUGAUUCAAGCUGUUUUUGUAGAUCUACACUAGAUUCUCCUUAACAAGAAAAAAAAGUAUAGAGAAAAAAAUUCUUAGAUUAGUAUCUUUUAUCUCUAUUUAAUAGUUUUUUAACAAAGAGUAAAGUUAGCCAAUAUAAAUUAGUUAGAUUUUAGCUAUUAGCGCUUCUUAUAGACUCAAUAAAAUGCCCUCUCAAAUCAAAUAUAGAGGCCAUCCAACUUUCCCAUAUACACUUUUAGAAUUUAAGCUUCAGAGAGAAAGUAAUAUUAAAUGUUCUUUGCCAAAGAGCAAAUGAGUUGUUUGAAAAGAAUGUAAUCUCUAUUGAAAAAUAGAAAUAGCAAUAAAUAGGUGGUAAUUUUUAUCAAACUGAAACUGAUCUCUACGAUAUAAUUCGAUUUGAUUAGCUAUUAAGUUAGUAUCAAAAAUAAACUAGAACAAUAUAUUAACAAAGAAGAGACUUUUUCCUUCAAAUAUCAUGUGACGAAGUCAAUCUAAUAUAAGUCAAACAAAAAGGGGAAAAUCUAUUAAUGUAGCUAGAUUAGAUUGACUAGAUAAUUGAAGAGUUAAAUAAUAUUAACCCACUGUCAAGAAGAUGCUAGGAAUUAACUUUGAUUUAUACUUCCAUAUUUGAUAUGAGGAAAAAAAGAAUAAGAAAACAAGUCAUCUAGCAAAGAAAAAGUGUUUUUCACAAAAUAGUCAAUGGAGAUUAAAAAACUUUAAGCUUUUUUUCCUCGAAAUCUUGCUGUCUUUUUGUCUCAAUGCUAAAGCCUGUAGGAAUAAUAAAAAAAUGUACAAGAACAAUUUACAAUGUAUUUGAAUUCGGAUAACAGGAAGUAAUAAAUAGGUCAAUUAAUUCACUAAUGCCUGAUUCAAUUUCAUCUGUGCAUGACAAAAUCCUUAAUAACUUUAUUACAGAAGGAUAAACAAAAAAUAUUAUGACUUCUGAUUAUUUCUUUUUAGCAAAAUCUGCUAAAAAUUUCCUCCUCCCAAUUAAGGCUACUAUGAGAUUAGCAAACUUAAAAGAAGAAUUUGGUAUUUCCUGCUUUUUAGAGAAGAUAGAAACAAGUAAUUAGUUCAUUUUAAUAGAUGAUAAACUUACAUUAACUGGGAGAAGAAAUAAAAUUAUAAAUAUGUCUCGAGACAUCUAUACCUAAUGUUUUUCAACUAUUUUUAGUACAGAAAAAGGUGAUAAUAAAAUAGGUUAGAUAGACUUGUAUAAAAUAAUCCCUUUCAUGCAAGCACUUGACCAUUAAAACUGCAAUGAAUUAGAUUAUUUCUAAUCAAUUAUGAUUUACCCUUUGAAUGAACACCAUUUUAAUAAUAUGAAAAAGAGAAUCAAAAUAACUUCUAAAAAUGCUUAAGAGCUAGCUUGGUAUUUAAUAUUUGCUCUUGCUUCAAAUUGUGGUUUCCUAGAUAUUUCUUUUAGUGUGAAGAGACUUAAAUCUAAAUAUGGACAUUCAUUUAAGUAUAUUGAGAUUUAAAAUAUAAGAAAAGUCAAGAGACGUUUAGAAAAAUUAGAAAGCUUGAACACUCUUCGAAGCGAUUUAAAUUAAAUUAUGAAAUUAAAUGUCUCAAUAGACAAUAAGACACUCUCAAAAUCUCUAGGGCUUCUAGGACAAUCUUUGAAGCUCUCCUUUACAAAUAAUGAUUUUUCAUUACUUUUUAAAGACCUCUCUUUUUCGAAAGCAAAUUUAAGCAAGCAAGAGAAUGAAGAGGAAUAGAAAUGGUAACUUAAAAAGAAAAUGACUCUUUAGUCAUUAUCAAACAGAGAUACUACAAAUGCAAAAAGUAGUGCUGGAAUUGAUUUCGAAGAUGAAAUCGAAGAUACUGAAAAAGUAGGCGAAUAAUCAAGCAAAAAAAACUCUCAUAAAUAAUAAUUUAUAAAACUAAAAAAUUUAUAAUAGGAAAAUGAAAAUAACAAUAAAAGUUAAUUCUAAUUUAACAAUGAAGAUAAAACAUUUAUGAAUACUUUUGAUGACACUUAUCAUGAAAUAAUAGAUGUCAGUCAUAUUUAGCUGAAAAAGAAAUCAAUUUAGGAUCUGACUUCUACUUCAUUUUAGUAAAUAAUAUCGAAGUAGAAGCUUAUCUCACAGAAUUAACUUGAUAAUAGCUUUUUACCAAGCAGGAAUGAUUUAAAUUAAAGCUAUUUGGGAAGUUACAUUGAAGCUGAAAAUAAUUCAAUUCAUAUAAAUACUCCUAUAUAAAUUUAAUCUUCAGCUUAAAAAAGCAAGAAUAAUUUUGUAGAUGCUAGUUUUAGCAAUCAACCUUAACACAAUAGACAAAUUGAGUUACAAAACGAAGAUAGCUUUUAAAGAAAUUUAAAAAAUUUUGAUUCUUUUCAUAUUAAUCAUUCAAGUUAAAAUGAUAGUUUUGGGGAUUAAGGCAAAAAAUUUAAUAAUUAAGUCAAAAAAAAUAUUGAAGAAGUUAUAGAUACUGCGAAAGAUAGAUACGAGCAAGCUACUUCUAGAAGCUAGGUAGGGCUUGGAAGUGUUACUGGCAGAGAAUUAAGAGGUUAUUAGGAAACAGAUAAUGAUAGAUUGUAUUACUAAUAAGAGUCUUAAACAAAAAGAGGUAGUUUUAAUGCUUUGCAUAAAGCAGAUUAUUUAGAAUCAAACACUUAAAGAGAAAAUAACAAUAAAACAUUAUUUUAAGAGCAAACAGAUAGAAUGAAAAAUUAAAAUGAAUUAAAUGAAGAAGACAAUUAUGAUUAGAAAAGAAAAGAUGAGGAAUGGGUUAAUGAGAUCGAUUCAAGCUAAAUUAAUUUUAAUAAAAUUCUCAAAGAAAGAAAAAGCGCUUAAUUUUUAGUGUUUGCUUCUAAAAAAUCUUCAGGAAAUUAAUCUUAAGAAAUGAAUUAACAAAAUCAAGAUUUUCCCAUAGAUAGGUCAAGAAAUGAUAGUUUUUAAAUGUUGCAAUCUUUGCCUUAGAAGUAAAACACUUAGAAUAAUAGAUAAAGUGUGUAAAUUAAUAAAGUUACCUCAUAAGAAGCUAUUAGUUAAAUAGAAGGUACUUCUAGAAAUAAUUUUAAUUUUGAUUUUGAAGGAAGCACAUCUCAUAAUUUAGAUUAGGAUUCAUCCAGAUUAGAAAAACAUAUUAAGCAAUAAGUAUUUUAUUCUGGAACUUCUUCGAGUUUAACAACUUUGAAAAAAUCACUUAAGAAUAGCAACAGUUAAAAAUAAAAGAAGAAGAAAAAGAAAACUGUUCAAUAAAAAAAAGAAAAAUAACCAGAUAAAUUAGAUGGAAAUGAAUAAAAAAAUUAAAAAGAUAUUAACGCUAACUAAGUCAAUGCAUUUGAAAUAAAAUAAGAAAAUGAUUAAAAUACUAAUUUUUAAGAUAAUAGUGUCCUAGAUAAUAAUCUAGUUGCAAAUCACAAAGAAAAUCAAGAGCAGCUUGGUGAUUAAAAUAAACAAGAAUCUGAUGAAUACGAUGAAAGUUUCGAAGAUGAUGAAGAGAUAGAAUAAGAUGAUUUUUAAGAAGAGGAAGAAAAAUAAAUUGAUGAUGAAUAACACAGAGAAUAAAAUUCACAUUCUGAGGAUAUUAACAAAAAGAAUGAAAAUUCAAUUGAUAAAAAGAAAUUAUCGUUUGAGUCUGACAAUAUAUCAGAAAAUAGAAAUAAAGACAUUGAGUUAGUAGAAAGAAUAGAUACUGGCAUGGAUAGAUCUUCUUCAACUCGUACAAGGAGUGAUAUGAGUGCAAAAAAAUAAAUAGUCUCAACUAUUAUGAUGCAAAACUUUGAAUCAGUUCUAGUAAAUACAAUAAAAAUAAUUGGCUAUUUUUCUCUUCUUUUUAUAAUGUUUAUUAUUGUCUUUGUUUACUUCACAAUUACUUCUAAUCUCAAUAUAAUGUAACAAAACCAAAACGUUAUAUAUCUGGGACCUGGUAUGGAAGAAGAUGCUAGUACUAUGAUCAUUUAAACCGAAUUUCUAAUUCAAUAUAAGUCGAACCUCUUUUUGAGCAAAGUACCUGAUUCAAAGUUAUCUGAUUUAUAGAAAGGAAACGGUGACGAACUAAGCUCAAUCUUAGGUAAGAUUGACUACAUUUCAAUAACAAGUCUUUCUUUUGCAGAUGUAGUACUAGAUUAAAAUGAUUUAAAAAUACUUUCAACAUAUCAAAGUGAUGGAAGCAUAAUGUAUUCUGUAGAAUCUACUCAUUUUUAUGCAAUCUUAUAAGCAUAUCUAGGGUUUAUAUAAUAUUCUAACUCAGUAAGUAAAAUAUCUCGACUCUAUGUAAUUAAAAACUUUUUAGAAAUUAUUGAUAUUUUUAAUGAUUUGAGGACAAGUGCUUUGAAUUUAGCUAUAGAUAGCGCGGAUUCUACAGAGACAGUUCUCGUUUACACUUUUAUUAUGAUCAUGGUAGUUGCUUUCAUCACUAUAGGAAUGAUAUUUCCAAUUUACAGAAAAGUUUAACUAUCAAAGGAAGAUACUUUAAAGUUAUUAGCAACCUUCCCAAAAGAUAAGUUAGAAUCUAUGAUAAUUCAAACAGAAAAAGUUAUAAAUUCUAAUAUAUUUAUCAAAAAUUCUACUGAAAAAGAAGUCCAUUUAAAGUCCAACAUAAGAUGGAAAAAGAGAACUAUAGCAAAUACAACUAAGCUUCCUAAGUUUAAUUUUUUUGUUUCUUUGGGGUGCCUUGUUGCUUUUAUUUUAAUAUCGUUAUAUCCAAUCAUAAAUUAUAUUAUAAAUCAUACGUAUAUUCAUUAACUUUAAACAUUCAUCACAGAGCUUGGAUUCAUUCACAAUGCGAGAGGUCAUUCUGUUUUCGCUAAAUCUUUGUUGUAUAUGAGAAUAUCAGCUGCAAAUGAAAACAUUAUAGAAAUAGCAAACAGUUUGGAUGAGUUUUAUCCUACAUUAAAUAAUCUCAAUUCGCAGGUUAUUUAAAAUUUACAAUAAAUCCUAAAUAACUUCUAAGAGGCAGAUAGGUUUAAUUAUGAUCUUUAAAAAACAUACGUUUAUGAUUCUUUAAUUAAGGAUAUGUGUUAACAAUUUUAGUUAUUUAAAGUAUUUGAAUUUCAAUAUGAAAGACAAAACCCAAGUUUUUUAAAUUUGAAUGAUUGUAGAAGCUAAUUUUAGAACAUUUUAGCUCAUGGAAUGAUUUUGGAGCUUCAAAAGCUGUUUUAGAUAUACAAAGAUCUAUUCUAUAUAGCUUAGAAUUCUAACUUUACUUAAAAAUUUUAAGAGUGGGAUGCUUAAUAUAAUUUUAACUAGCUAGAUGAUUUGCAAGAGUUUUAAUCUGGGGCUUUUGAAAAUAUCUUUCUGUUUCAAUAAAGUUAAAUGAAAAAUUUAUUUAACUAUCUUAAUAAUAUACAAACUGCUUUACUUAUCUAUGCAAUUAUAAUUAUUUUGCUCUUGUUCUUAAUAGGUUGGAUUAAAUUUGUUACAUAUGUUUAAGCUGAAAUCAAUCAAACUAAAUUUAUUUUCUCCUUAUUCACAAUUGAUUCGCUUCUCGAAAAUAAUUACAUUGCAACUUUCAUUAAAAAAUCAAGUAAAGCCAAAUGAAAAAUUAUUUGAAGUAGAAAAAAUUAUUCAACAAAUAAAGUUGAUAUAAAGUUUACAGGCAGACUAAAUAAUUUAUAUUAAAUAUAAUUUUAUUUUAUUAAGUUAAUUUCGUAUUUUGUAUUAUCUUUAAUUUUCUUUAUUUAUUUAAAUGCUUUUAAACAUAAUUUCAUCGAAAAGAUCAACUAAAGCAUCA